Molecule: messenger RNA, 1011 nt
Organism: Daphnia pulicaria
Lineage: Eukaryota; Metazoa; Arthropoda; Branchiopoda; Diplostraca; Daphniidae
Exons: 4
Coding region: 33-587 (184 amino acids)
Source: RefSeq, a predicted model, not a curated record
AUAAGUUUUUCUUUGAUUUUUCUGAUUGUUUAAUGGUUAAAUUUUUCGAUGUUAUUGAAAUGGAAGUUCAUAAACGAAAAACCAGAGGAACUCGGAAGUUGAUAAAUUAUGCUGCCAUUGAUGGCAAUACAUCGUCAGGUGCUAGUGACAACGAUUUUGUUAACAAUAAGCUAGUAAAACCCACUAGACUUACAUCUACCAAAUCGAGUAAGCCAGGUAUACUAAUUGAUAUUAAGUUGUCUAAGAAAUCAAAACUUAUUGAACAAAAAACCAUUUCAGAUCGACAAUCAAAGGCAAAUCCUGUUUCAAUAAGUGCGGAUUCAAAAGUUGUGAAAGUGAUUAAUUCUUUCAUAGCAGAACCUAUUGUGGUACCACAUAGAAUUUGGUCACAAGAAACUAAUAUCACAAGUGAGUGUGAUUGUCUUUCUCUCCAUGAACUGAGUGACUCUUCAGACACUGAUGAAUCGUAUCCCAGUUUACCAGAAAAGUUAAAGAAGAUUCCUAGUUUGAUCCCAACAAAGCAAGUAUCAAAUCGUAAGACAUAUAUAUACUACUACAAUAAGGUUCCACAAAAUACCAAAAAUUAGUUCUUUCCUCUGUGGUGGAACUGUCUUCAAAAGAAGAAAAGAUUGAAAUUGAUAUCUACCGAGAAAAGAAAAGUUACACAAGAUGCUGUUUUAACCUUCAAACAACCAGUUAUUCCAACAACAUUUCCAGUAAAAUGGAAACCACCAGGUACUGCCUUCGGCGGUGGAAUUUUGUCAAAUAGAAAUUCUCCUGCGACAGGAAUUCGAUUAGGUUUAUCUCGUAAUCAUCGGGCCAAAAAGCAAUUACACCAACAAUUCCAAAAUAUUCCUGACACGAACUGACAAGUUCAACCUGAUGGCGCAAUUGGCGAAAUAUGUUAUCCAAGACCACGUUGAUGCUUUUAAUCGACUCGUAUUUGUGUUCGGCCGCCUAGAAAAACACUUCACGAUCUCCAACUGUAUUAUAAUUCCGUUCUAACUGAAU